AUGUCCUCAAAAUACGACUUCGUAAAGGAUCUUAAUCCGACGAAAGAAGAGUGGAGGAUUAAAGUGCGUGUAGUUAGGUGUUGGAAGGUUCCCAGUUUUAAUCAAAAAGAUUUUGAUGACAAUGUGGAUAUGGUUUUGGUCGACGAACGGGGUGGAAGGAUCCAUGCUACGGCCAAAGGUACUUUGCAGGUUCAGAAGAAAAUUUGUGAGGGUGAUGCUUAUUUUAUAAAAUUUUUUGGAAUUGGGUUGAAUAUGGGUAAUUUUAGGCCAACACGGCAUGAAUAUCGUCUGUCUUUCAACUUGAGGACGGGCGUGAAAUCCAUUGUUGAUGCUACGAUUCCUGAGCGUGGUUUUGAUUUUGCUAAGUUUGACGUUAUUGAGAAAGAAUCCUCUGACUCUCCUUAUUUAAUAGGUGAUGGGAUUGGUGUAUUGUGUUAUUCGCUUUCAAUUAAGAUUUUGUAUAUAGGACGUAAGGCUGAAACCCAUGUUAUUUGUUGUGUAGACGUCUUUGGUUUGCUGUCUGGAAUUGGGGAAGUACGUGAACAUGUCAUCUCUGGUAGGAAUACAAAAAUGGUUGUCGUGGAGCUUGACAACCUGAGGAUUUCCGGUGAUCUGAUGGAAAGUAGUCAGAUGUUGACUCAGUUGUCCAGCCCAUCUUCAUAUUCUUAUGAAAAUGAUUUUCUCAAGGAUACAGAGAGGAAAUUUCUUACUGAUAUUAAGAAUUGCAUAGAUGCUACUACUUGCAUUACUUAUGGAACUAUAAAAUCCAUCGAAAGUAAAUACAACUGGUGGUACAAGUCCUGUAAGAAAUGUCCAUAUUCAGUGUGCGAAGAUUUUGAGAAAUGGUUCAGUGUUGAAGUCAGAGUUGUUGAUAACACAGAUUCUACUUCUUUCGUACUAUUUGAUAGAGACUGUCUUUCUUUAUUAGGAGUGAGUGCUGCUGAAUUGCGCGAGCAACAUUUUAAGCGGGGUGCAGAUUUAGAACAUUAUCCGGAAGAGUUGAACGUUCUUAAAGAUAGAUCUAUGUUGUUUAAAGUGAAUGUCAAAAUUAGCAAUUUGAACUCAAACAGUGAGCCAAAAUAUCAUGUGGCCAAAGAUGAUUCUGUAUUUGACAGUCCUUCUGAUGAUAAUAUUAUGUCGAUAGGGUCAGGAAAAGCUGUGGAUGUUCAAAGCCAAACCUGUGAUAGUACUGAUGAUGCUAAUAUUUCUCUCACUUUUUUGUCACCGUCUGUGAAUUUUGAUGCUGCAGCCGGUGACACUUUGGAGCAGAAAGAAAAUUUGUAA
Molecule: messenger RNA, 1284 nt
Organism: Gastrolobium bilobum
Lineage: Eukaryota; Viridiplantae; Streptophyta; Magnoliopsida; Fabales; Fabaceae
Exons: 8
Coding region: 1-1284 (427 amino acids)
Biological process (GO): DNA replication; DNA recombination; DNA repair
Cellular component (GO): nucleus
Molecular function (GO): DNA binding
Source: RefSeq, a predicted model, not a curated record